CGCCCUCCACACGGCCGCUCCCCGCGGGCGGGGCCAGCGGCGGUUGGGUGGGGGCGGUGGCAGUGGCGGCGUGGUGAGGAGCGGCGCGGCAGAGCAGAACAUAUCGCAACACGUCGCGAUGGCGGGCGAUCACUCUCGCAGCCUGGGCAAGGGUAGCGCGGCACCGGGGCCUGUGCCCGAGGGGGUGAUCCGGCUCUACAGCAUGCGGUUCUGCCCCUUCGCCCAGAGGACGCGCCUCGUCCUCCGCGCCAAGGGCAUCAGCCAUGAAAUAAUCAACAUUAAUCUGAAGAACAAACCUGACUGGUUCUUUGAGAAGAACCCCUUUGGGCUGGUUCCUGUUCUGGAGACCAGCAAGGGCCAGCUGAUCUAUGAGUCCCCAAUCACCUGCGAAUAUUUGGAUGAAGCGUUUCCGGGGAAGAAGUUGAUGCCUUCGGACCCAUAUGAGCGAGCCUUUCAGAAGAUGCUCUUGGAACACUUCUCAAAGAUAACACCCAUAGUUUUCAAGUAUUUUGUGGCAGUCAAAGAUGGACAGGACACCACAGCGCUGAAAGCAGAGAUUGCUGAAAAGUUUGGCAAACUUGAAGAGAUUCUGUCCAAACGCAACACUGUGUUUUAUGGUGGGGACACAAUCUCCAUGCUUGACUACAUGAUCUGGCCGUGGUUUGAACGUCUGGAACCAUUCCAGCUGAAGGACUCUUUGAGUCACACCCCAAAGCUCCAACGCUGGAUGGAGGCCAUGAAGGAGGACCCUGCUGUCAAGGCUACAAUGACUGACCCACAGACAUUCAAAGAUUACCUCCAGCUCUAUAUGAAGAACAGCCCUGAGGCAUGUGAUUAUGGGCUCUGAGGUGCCAGUAGGCACAUGCUUGCUGAAGUGUCAGUGCUGCUUUUCAGUGUGAGCUGUAGGAAUCUAGUGUAAUUUGGUGUGGGCUCUUCUGUGGUCGCAUUUCAUAAUGGGGAAUAAAUCUGUGCUGAGAAACCUUCUGUGAACUCCACUUCUUCCUGUCAGGAGGAGAAUGUGCUAGCUUCAGGCAGGAGAUGGAAAGUCAUUGCUGGCCGUGUGUAUCGCAUGAAGGAAAAUGUUGGCUUUACUCGGAGGUGAUGUUCUGUUAUCUCUGUCCUCUUUGCAGGCAUUGCUGGUGGGCAGUCCCUGAACUGACCCUGUUACUUGGUUUAAAAAUUGUAAUACUGAUGUCUUGAAAAUAAAUAAAAAGCAAACAACGUUGUCUUUAAACACAGUUUUUCCUUCCUC
Molecule: messenger RNA, 1252 nt
Organism: Gymnogyps californianus (California condor)
Lineage: Eukaryota; Metazoa; Chordata; Aves; Accipitriformes; Cathartidae
Gene: GSTO1
Product: glutathione S-transferase omega 1
Exons: 6
Coding region: 119-847 (242 amino acids)
Biological process (GO): glutathione metabolic process
Cellular component (GO): cytoplasm
Molecular function (GO): glutathione dehydrogenase (ascorbate) activity; glutathione transferase activity
Source: RefSeq, a predicted model, not a curated record